AUGGAACAUUGUCCACGUAUGUGUCAGGCUUGUGACGGAUUGGUUCCCGUGGAUGCAGCAUUCGACGUGAGAAGACUGCCAAAAGAGUUGAAAUCAAUAGCCUGGAUGAUCGGCAGGUGGAGGUCAGAAUUUGGAGGCAAAGCCUUUUUCCCAACGAUUCCCAAAUUCACUUAUGGAGAACAAAUUGACAUUUCAAUCAGCGAUAUCACAAGAAAAGGAAAGCCGUCACUGAACUACACUGCUUUUGCAUGGGAUAUCAGUGUACCCGAGAACGAGCUGGUAGAAAUCCACAGCGAGAAUGGCUACAUCACACUGAAUCGUAACGAGAAAGCUAAUGUAGAUAUCGUCUCGCUUACAACUGCAAUGAGCAACGGGUUCAUGACCGUCGAGGAAGCAGAAGCGGGCCCCAACCAAGUGCGCUUUCAGCUCGCUCACAUCGGAAGGAUCAGUUUUUCACACGAUUCUGCAGUGCGCUUGAUGAUUCGAGAGUGGACCCUUCUGGAUCAGGAGCACUUCGAAUCACGGUUGCUCAUGACCACUACUGUUACGCGGCAAAUGAUGGAACAUACCACAGUCAUUUACAAGAAGAUUUAUCCUUAA
Molecule: messenger RNA, 600 nt
Organism: Necator americanus (New World hookworm)
Lineage: Eukaryota; Metazoa; Nematoda; Chromadorea; Rhabditida; Ancylostomatidae
Exons: 6
Coding region: 1-600 (199 amino acids)
Source: RefSeq, a predicted model, not a curated record